Molecule: messenger RNA, 2473 nt
Organism: Lycium barbarum (goji berry)
Lineage: Eukaryota; Viridiplantae; Streptophyta; Magnoliopsida; Solanales; Solanaceae
Exons: 11
Coding region: 761-1882 (373 amino acids)
Biological process (GO): L-valine catabolic process; thymine catabolic process
Cellular component (GO): mitochondrion
Molecular function (GO): methylmalonate-semialdehyde dehydrogenase (acylating, NAD+) activity; malonate-semialdehyde dehydrogenase (acetylating, [NAD(P)+]) activity
Source: RefSeq, a predicted model, not a curated record
UCCAAUUAUUAUACCACUGGACCGCUACAUCCCGCAACCUGUAUGAAGCCAACUCUACUGACUCUGUAUCCGAAGCAUGUAUUAUCCUCAGUGUCCUCAACAUCUCAUCUAUGAAACUUUGCGGGUCUUCCUCUAGUUUCGAUCCAUAAAACUCCGGAGGUUUCAGGAUGAUAAAAUCACGGGAUUGCAGUUUGGUUUGAACUAAACGGAUGGUCUAUUGGCUCUGCAUUUGGCUCUAUUUCUAAGGUUGUUUUGUGCCAGAGCAUAUUGAUAUGUAUUGGAUUAUAACUGAGUUUGGUUAACUUGUUUUCUGUUAACAUUGAUUCACGAGUUUCUGCAUAAUGACGGAAAUCCUAGAUUGGAACUUCUUAUGCAGAUUUUACUUCUUGUUGAGAUACAAUACAAUGUCUUUCCACAUUCCAUUCCUUUUUGAACUAUAUAUUCUCCACUUGAAUUGGGAAUGCACAGAUACCUUACUCUUCUUAUCCAGUGUUCUUAGAUUGCCGAAUUUGUUUCAAUUCCCAAGAUUUGUGGCAUUAUAGAGCUGGGGACUUGUGUUAGUUUUGGGAUGUCCCAUUUUCUGGUUGGAUAAACAUUUGGUAAUUUUUUUGUUUUUGCCUUUUCCCUUCAGAUUGGAAAUGGGCAGAGUUACUCUUCGCAACUUGAUUUUUAAGUUUGUUUGAAUUUUUUUUCUAACUAGUUAAUACUGUCUCUUGUGCUAGAAUUUCACAGUUGUCCAGUCUCUUUUGAUGGUUUUAAAAUGGUAGCUUAUGAUUGUUUACCAUUUUCCUUUCCUUCAGGUUUGGGGUUUGUUACUUACAUUCAACGUUGUUAUAAUCCGUUAUUUGAGGGUAUUCCUAGAAGUACUUGUAGAGCGGAUGUUAUAGAUUUGUAUAAAAAAUAUAGAUUUUAUUUGCGCCAUGUAUUUAAUUCUUUAAAUUGUAAUGUUUCUCUUACCGCUGAUUUGGGUCUUAGUCUUAACAAGUUAGAUUUUUUUGCUAUUACAUGUCAUUGGGUUGAUGACAACUGGGUUAUGCAAAAAAGAAUUAUAGCUUUUUUAUAUGAUGAAGGAAAAGGUCGUCAUGAUGGAAAAUAUUUAGCGGAUUCAAUGUCUACUAUUAUGAGAUUUUUUAACAUUUAUAGAAAAACACUUUGUAUUGCUUUAGAUAAUGCUUCUAAUAAUACAAAGGCGAUUGGUCUUUUAAAAAAAGAACUAAACCCUCCGCUAAGAAAUAUUUUUCAUGUAAGAUGUAGUUGUCACAUUUUAAACUUAAUUGUUAAAGAUGGUCUUAUGCGUUUUGACGAUUCUAUUCAAAAAGUUAGAGACGCGGUUGCGUUUCUUUUUUGUAAUGCUAAUAGGGGAAGAAUUAGAGAUUUUAAGAAUGCUUGUGUGGAAAAUGCUUUCAAAAAUUUCCGACCUGGCCCAGGGAGAAUCACUUCAUAUUUUCCAGCUGGAGGUCCAUUUACGCGUAUGGAUAGCCACGUUUAUCCUGACUAUGUCGUUCCAUCUAGCUACGAUUCCCUGCUAGGAAAGGCCAAUAUGGGAGCCAAGAAUUAUGCAGUUGUCAUGCCUGAUGCAAAUGUUGAAGCUACUUUGAAUGCUCUGGUCGCUGCUGGUUUUGGUGCAGCAGGGCAAAGGUGCACAACAAUUAACACUGUGGUCUUUGUUGGAGGCUCAAAUUCAUGGGAAGAUAAACUAGCAGAACGUGCAAAGGUACUCAAAGUAAAUGCUGGAACUGAACCAGGUGCAGACCUCGGACCAGUAAUCAGCAAACAGGCCAGGGAACGGAUAUCCAAGCUAAGCCACGCAAUUGUUGAUAGUGGAGCAAUACUAGUUCUUGAUGGGAGACAGAUUGCGAUUGACCAAGACCUAUUAGUUUGAUUCCUUGGUCUGCCUCUUUCUGCAUGAAAAGAUAAAAUAGGUUCCCAAAUACGAGUUGGGCAACUUCAUUGGCCCACGAUAUUAUCUGAUAUCAAGGAAGACAUUGAAUUUUCCAAGGAGGAAAUACUAGGUCCUGCUCUUCUUUGUAUGCGGGCUUGUCCUAUGUUUCUAAGGUUCUGGACCCCUGUUCUUUUGGUGCAUUUCUUGUGAAACAUCACUGGAACUCUCUCCUCUUUGUCGUUUUGAGUGCAGGCUAAUAGCAUAGACGAGGCCAUUACCUUUGUGAACCAAAAUAAAAAAUAUUGCUAUGGAACAUCUAUCUUCACGGGCUCCGGGGCACUUGCGAGGAAAUUCCAGAUUGAGAUUGAAACAAGGCAGGUUUGCAUAAAUACUGUUGUUCCUGCUCCUUUGCCCCUCUUCUCUCUCGCAAGCUCAGAAUUGUCUUUCGUUGGGGAUCUCAAUGCCAAUGGCAAAGCUGGUGUACACUUUUACACCCAAGUAAACACAGUGACUCGGCAGUGGAGGGAAUUCUCCAGUAGUGGAGGAGGAACACCAACAGUAUCAUCGAACUAUCUGCAAAGUAAUGAUGGA